This is a messenger RNA of Diaporthe amygdali, 1479 nucleotides long. RefSeq names its product WD domain-containing protein. Gene Ontology annotation, biological process: DNA-templated DNA replication; rRNA processing. Gene Ontology annotation, molecular function: protein binding. The transcript has 5 exons. Bases 1 to 1479 code for a protein of 492 amino acids. The record is from RefSeq and is a predicted model, not a curated record. Gene Ontology annotation, cellular component: nuclear pre-replicative complex. Lineage: Eukaryota; Fungi; Ascomycota; Sordariomycetes; Diaporthales; Diaporthaceae.
AUGUUGGCCGAAGAGUUCUUCACUUCCAUCUGUGGACCCCCGCUGUCUAGCAACACGGCCAUCGCCAAGGACGUCGGCAUUUACACACACUCUCUAUGGCCAACAUUUGCUGCAAAGUCAGCAUUCAAGAAAAGUGCAACUCCGCCAAACUGCCUUGCCGCCAGUAAGACGCACGUGUUCGCAGCCCAACACGAGAAGGCCUACGUCCAUGUCUACUCACGGCUUCGCGGCAACCAGGAGGCUUUUGUGGCGUUCCCUGAGAGGAUAAGGUGCUUGACGCUGGCCGGCGAUGUGCUCAUCCUGGGGACCGUCGAAGGCAGGGUCAUGCUAUGGGAGACCUGCACCGGGAGACUGGUGUCACUGCCUCCCUGUCACGUCCAGGCUGUGUCCUGCGUCGUGGCAACGCCGUAUCAUCUCCUGACCGGAUCCGACGACUCAAACAUCCACGUAUGGAGUCUCGCUCAGCUGCUGGAACUCGACAGCAAUGAGGAGCGCGAGCCUGUCGUCAGCUUCUCCAACCACAGGGGUGCCAUCACAGCCAUCGCACCGUCCUCGGGCGACAGCGAGGACACAAGUAUCUGCGUAUCCGCGAGCAAGGACAAGACGUGCAUCAUUUGGAACUAUCGAACCGGCGCAGUCCUCCGCACUCUACUGUUCCCAACUUUCCCCUUGUGUGUUGCCCUUGACCCUUGCUCAAGAGGUGCCUUUGUGUCAACAGAGGGCGGUCCCAUCUUCUCUAUCGAAUUCUUUGGCCCCAAGCCGCUGCUCGGGCCAAAGAGCGAAGAAUCAUCUACGGUCGUGCAGGUCACAGCGCCUUUUUGUGUUGCACCCUCAGACUCCGGACCCGCGUCUUGUCUAGGCUUGACCAAUGGCGCAAAAGAGCUGACGAACCUGAAUGCUGCCGUCACAAACAUAAUCUUGGACCCGCCGCUAUCACGCGGUAGCAGACCCACCAAGGCGUGGAAUGUCGUCAAACCAUCUCAAGUGCAACAUGCGUACACCUUUACCGCCCAGUUUGAGGCUGAUCUCAGAUCUGAGACGCAAUUCCACGCAAAGCUCAAAACGCCGGGGUUCUCCAACGAAACCCUCGAAAAUGCGAUUUCGGCUUUUCUGCAGCCAGAAGAUGGGAAAGCCAGCGACGAAAUCUCACCGUUCGGUGCCUCAAAACGGCUUGCCAUUGGAAACCAAUCACCCGGAACCCUGGCCCAGACAUGUUCAAUUGGUCGAAUGCGGCUCAAGAUAACGCAUAAACUGGCCCACGCGGCGGAAACGGGGCUGUCUGUGCCCCUGCGGCUCACUGUCGUUGCAGACGAACCUAGUAGUGCAGUCUGCAACGUCGUUGUGCCGGAAUUGUUUGAUGUACCUGUCCCGGACACCGUCAUUGCUGUGGCUGAUGGCCUCAUCCCGUCGACCGUGGAUCACAUGAUGGCCGGCGUCGUCUCCCUUGCAAUUACGGGGUUCGACACGGGUUCGUUGUAG